Messenger RNA from Maudiozyma saulgeensis, 1341 nucleotides. Lineage: Eukaryota; Fungi; Ascomycota; Saccharomycetes; Saccharomycetales; Saccharomycetaceae. The record is from the annotation of a GenBank genome assembly.
AUGUCAAAUAAAUUCCAUUGCGAUGUAUGUUCAUCUGACUGUACUAAUCGUGUAAGAAUAUCAUGUGCGAUAUGUCCCGAAUAUGAUCUAUGUGUUCCAUGCUUUUCUCAAGGUUUAUAUAAUGGUAAUCAUAGACCUUAUCAUGAUUAUAGAAUUAUUGAGACCAAUUCAUACCCUAUACUGAGUGAAGAUUGGGGUGCAGAUGAAGAAUUAUCUUUAAUUAAAGGUGCUCAAACUUUAGGUUUGGGGAAUUGGCAAGAUAUAGCCGAACACAUAGGUAGUAGGACUAAAGAAGAAGUGGCUGAACAUUAUCAACAAUAUUAUCUUAAUAGUCAAUAUUAUCCAAUUCCGGAUAUUACAAAGACUAUUCAUGUUCCACAGGAUGAAUUUUUAGAUGCAAGAAAGAGAAGGAUAGAAGCAUUUAGAGAUAAACCAUUGGAAGCCCCAAGGAAACCUUUGGCUUCUGUACCCAGCUGUCAUGAAGUUCAAGGGUUUAUGCCCGGAAGAUUAGAGUUUGAAACAGAAUUCGAGAAUGAAGCUGAAGGCCCAGUAAAGGAUAUGGUCUUUGAACCAGAUGAUCAACCAUUAGACAUUGAAUUAAAAUUUGCUAUCUUAGAUAUCUAUAAUUCGAGACUAACCACUAGAACGGAAAAGAAAAGAUUAUUAUUCGAAAAUAACUUAAUGGAAUAUAGAAAAUUGCAAAGUACAGAUAAAAGGAGAAGUAAAGAAGUUAAGGAUCUAUAUAAUAAAAUCAAACCAUACGCAACCUUGAUGUCUGCACAAGAUUUCAAAGACUUCAGUAAAGAUAUAUUGGAGGAGAUGCGUUGUAGAUCUAGAAUACACCAGUUACAAGAAUGGAGAAGAAAUGGUAUAACUACCAUGGAGGCCGGUUUAAAAUAUGAAAGAGAUAAACAGGCUCGCAUUGCUACACUCGAGAAGAUUGGUAAUGGCGACUUAAAUGGUAAUACAGGCCCCAUUAGUACAAGACAUGGAAGAGCCACUCCAUCUCUUGCAACUCCUGGAAGUGCUUCGCCAAUAACGAAUAAUAAUAACAGUAACAAUAGCGAUAAUCAGACAAAUCCUAAUCGUAAAAAGACUCUCACAAUCAGUGAUAUACAACACGGUAGUGACUUUGGGUUAUUAUCUAAUGAGGAACAGCAAUUGUGUUUACAAUUAAAGAUUUUACCUAAACCAUAUCUGGCAAUCAAAGAAAUGAUCUUUAGAGAAUUAUUACGCACAGGUGGUAAUCUGAAAAAGAAAACAUGCCGAGAAUUGCUCAAUAUUGAUCCUGUCAAAGGGAAUAAGAUCUAUGAUUUCUUCCAAACUCAGAAUUGGAUGUAA